Molecule: messenger RNA, 2039 nt
Organism: Phycodurus eques (leafy seadragon)
Lineage: Eukaryota; Metazoa; Chordata; Actinopteri; Syngnathiformes; Syngnathidae
Product: gamma-aminobutyric acid receptor subunit alpha-5-like
Exons: 10
Coding region: 56-1456 (466 amino acids)
Biological process (GO): monoatomic ion transmembrane transport; signal transduction; gamma-aminobutyric acid signaling pathway
Cellular component (GO): dendrite membrane; synapse; postsynapse
Molecular function (GO): benzodiazepine receptor activity; GABA-gated chloride ion channel activity; transmitter-gated monoatomic ion channel activity involved in regulation of postsynaptic membrane potential
Source: RefSeq, a predicted model, not a curated record
AGAAAAUCCUCAUCCCUCAGGGAAAGCGUCUGAGCGGCCAAAACAGCUGUGAAGGAUGGAGCAGCAGCAAUCAGCAGCAAAGAAAAUGAACAGGAUGUCAGCCUGCAUGACGUGGCUUCUCCUUACCCUCCUUCUGUUUGGAUGCCAAAAUGGAGGCUGUAAGUCCUCCCCGGAGGCUCAAAAGGAGGCGGCCACUAGCGACAACAGCACAGUGUUCACCAGGAUCCUGGAUGGGCUUCUUGAUGGUUAUGACAACAGGCUGCGGCCUGGCCUUGGAGAGAACAUCACAGAGAUCAAGACGGAUAUUUUUGUCACAAGCUUUGGCCCGGUUUCUGACACAGAAAUGGAGUACACCAUUGAUGUGUUCUUCCGUCAAACUUGGAAGGACGAGCGCCUGUGCUUCAAAGGGCCGAUGGAAAAGUUGUCCUUGAACAACCUGCUGGCCAGCAACAUUUGGACACCUGACACGUUCUUCCUCAAUGGCAAGAAGUCCAUUGCUCACAAUAUGACCACGCCAAACAAGCUGCUGAGGCUCAUGGAUGAUGGCACUCUGCUUUACACUAUGAGACUGACAAUAUCAGCCGAAUGUCCCAUGCAACUGGAGGAUUUCCCCAUGGACGCCCACGCCUGUCCGCUGAAGUUUGGCAGCUAUGCCUAUCCAGUGUCUGAGGUGGUUUAUACGUGGACUCAGGAUGCUUCCAAGUCCGUAGUGGUGGCAGAUGAUGGGUCCAGACUCAACCAGUACCUUCUGAUUGGAUUAACCGCUGGCACGGAGGACAUACACACAAGCAGAGGUCAGUAUACAGUGAUGAUGGCUCACUUCUACCUGAAAAGGAAGAUUGGAUAUUUUGUCAUCCAGACAUAUAUGCCAUGUUUCAUGACUGUAAUCCUGUCCCAGGUGUCAUUUUGGCUAAAUAGAGAAUCUGUUCCUGCACGGACAGUUUUUGGGGUGACCACAGUGCUGACAAUGACCACCCUCAGCAUCAGUGCCAGAAACUCCCUCCCUAAAGUGGCUUACGCUACAGCGAUGGACUGGUUCAUUGCCGUCUGUUACGCUUUUGUCUUCUCAGCCCUCAUCGAAUUUGCAACGGUGAACUAUUUCACCAAGAGGAGCUGGGCAUGGGAUGGCAAGAAAGCUCUGGAAGCACAGCACCCAAAGAAACGAGACCCCAUGGUGCUGUCGAAAAAGUCCAACAACGUUUGCUCAGCAGCUGUCCACUACACGCCCAACCUCACGAAGGACAUCUCAAUUGCCACCAUCUCCAACACAUCAGUGCAGCUCCGAGCCUCUGAAGCAAAGAUGGUGGACCCCAAGAAGACCUACAACAGUGUCAGCAAGAUCGAUAAAAUGGCCCGGAUAGUGUUUCCUGUUCUUUUUGGAACCUUCAACCUUGUUUACUGGGCCACAUAUCUGAACAGGGAACCAGUGAUUAAAGGAGCUGUUGCCUCAACCUAGUCUUAUUUUGGAACAUUUUACAUUUUGUGACAUAAGUUCAUCCUAAAAGGACAAACAACUCACAUAAAUGCUUGAAAAACUACAUUUCAAGUGCUGUUGAAGGCUGCAGUGGAAUCCUGUCCUUUUUUUGAUGACCUAAAGUGCUGCUUGAUGGCACCGUAAACCAGAGUUUACGGUGCUAUUCUUUUUGCUCAUCCAUCCUGCUGCGGCUCGCAUGAUGCACCCCUCAAAAGACACCAGAGAACACAAUGUAGAUGCCAAUUACAGCUUACAGCACAGGAGCUCGCCAUUGCUCUUACUUGACAAAGGUUUCUAUAUUCAUUAUAGGUAUUUGCAACGGAGCAUCAUGUUGUUGUUGCCUUAGAUCUAAUUGCCUGGGAUGCUCUGCGCAUAUACUACUGGGAAACUGCCAUACAACAUUGCAUUUGACUAAAAUCCCUUGGACCUUACAUGUUGAUAAUUUGCUUUCGUGUUGCGUUUUCAUUUGCUUUUAAAGUAAACAGGUUUUUUUGUAUUGGAGUGGUCACUGUCAUGCUUGUGCAUCUUGCAUAUUCACGCCUUCCGCUACAUCUGGUUAUCCAAU